AGAGGGGGGAGAGAUAAAAAGAGAGAGGGAGGAAUCAGCUGCUGCAGACAUUUCCAGCGGUGCCUGCCCGCCUGUCGACGCUGUCGCUCGGGACCGCGGAGCGCGUCAGAGCCGCUGACUGAGCCACUCCGACAGAAGACAAGAGCGACAGAAAGACCCGAAAUAAAGAGAGAGAGACCAAGUCCACUUCUCCACGCGUUCCCCGCUGACACUUGGGUUUGGACCCCGCGCGUCUGCUGAUGUGGAGAAAUUUAUUCCGUAUAAUGGCCUUGACUGAGACAGCGUGUGUCCAAAGAAUUUGUGGGAGAGAGAGCACAUCUCAUCAGCGAAUUAAGAAAAGGGGCUGACACACUGCAGUGAGUCCGGCCCCCGUGAAUCCUGAGAUCCCACAGAUCUCAGUGGACGGCAGCCAGAAAAACCAUUAAUGUCAAGCCUCAAAGACCCCUGCCGCUUUGAUGUGUGAGCACACCUACCAAUAAUGGCCCAUAGGAUACAGAGUGGAAAUCCUGGUGACAGAGUGUUCAACAUGAGGCUGGUGUGGAAAUCCCUGGACAAGAUGAGGUGUCUGAGGAAACGCUCCACUAUUCCAUUCCUCGGCUUCCUCAUCACGUUCCUCCUCUUCCUGAACCUCUACAUUGAAGAUGGCUAUGUGCUGGAAGAGGAUAAACGGCAGCUCAGGGAAGCGUCGGUCCACCCUCCGAGCUCGGAGCGAUACGUUCACACCUUCAGAGACCUCAGCAAUUUCUCCGGAGCCAUUAAUGUCACGUAUCGUUAUCUUGCUGGGACCCCGCUCAACCGCAAGAAGUAUCUUACCAUUGGACUGUCAUCGGUGAAAAGGAAAAGAGGAAACUACCUGCUGGAGACUAUCAAGUCCAUCUUUGAUCAGUCCAGUUACGAGGAACUGAAAGAGAUCGUGGUUGUGGUCCACCUGGCCGACUUUGACCUGGUGUGGUGUGAGAACCUGGUGCAGGAAAUCACCAGGAAGUUUGCUCACCACAUCAUAGCAGGACGCCUCCUGGUGAUCCAGGCUCCAGAGGAGUAUUACCCGUCUCUGGACGGAUUAAAAAGGAACUACAAUGACCCCGAGGACCGCGUCCGCUUCCGCUCGAAGCAGAACGUCGACUACGCUUUCCUCCUCAACUUCUGCACGAACCUCUCCCACUUCUACAUGAUGCUGGAGGACGACGUGCGCUGCUCUAGGAACUUUCUGACAGCGCUGAAGAAGGUGAUCACGUCAAGGGAAGGCUCCUACUGGGUGAUGCUGGAGUUUUCCAAGUUGGGCUACAUCGGGAAGCUCUACCACUCCAGAGACCUGUCACGUCUGGCUCAUUUCCUCCUCAUGUUCUACCAGGAAAUGCCCUGCGACUGGCUACUCAUCCACUUCAGAGGGCUGCUUGCCCAGAAGGAUGUGAUCCGCUUCAAGCCCUCACUUUUCCAGCACAUGGGCUACUACUCCUCUUACAAGGGAGCAGAGAACAAACUGAAAGAUGACGACUUUGAGGAAGACUCGAUAGACAUUCCCGACAACCCACCUGCCAGCCUUUACACAAACAUCAAUGUCUUUGAAAACUACGACGCCGCCAAGGCUUAUAGCACAGUGGAUGAAUAUUUCUGGGGGAAGCCUCCUUCCACAGGGGAUUUCUUUGUCAUAGUCUUUAACAAGUCCGCCAAAAUUAGCAAGAUAAAGAUUGCGACGGGUUCUGACGACAGGCAGAAUGACAUUCUUCACCACGGAGCUCUGGAAGUGGGGGAGAAACUAGUCGGGACUAAAAAAGGGAAACAGUGCUCUUCCUAUAUCACAUUAGGGGAGUUUAAAAAUGGCAACAUCGAGGUUCAAGAUGUAGACCACAAGAUUGCCUUUGAGAUUGAGUGUGUACGCAUCGUGGUGACAGCCAGUCAGAAAGAAUGGCUUAUAAUAAGGAGUAUAAGUUUAUGGACUACACAACCUCCCAGUCAGUGAGGACUAUACACAGACUUUUAGUAUGCUGUAGAGGCAAAGUAUUAUUAUUAUUAUUAUUAUUAUUUAAACUGAUAGAUCCAAUUUGUUUUCAAGAGUGCUUGUAUGAGAUACUGAAACACAGUCAGCACUGCCUGCACUUGGCCUGCUGUGGCUAAAAUCUGUUUUCCCUUGUGUCAGUGAAAUAAUACAACCCUGUCUUAUUCUGAUUCUGGGCAGCGGGUCCAUCGUGGGGUGG
Messenger RNA from Solea senegalensis (Senegalese sole), 2195 nucleotides. RefSeq names its product mgat4 family member C (gene mgat4c). The transcript has 7 exons. Gene Ontology annotation, molecular function: acetylglucosaminyltransferase activity. Gene Ontology annotation, biological process: protein N-linked glycosylation. The record is from RefSeq and is a predicted model, not a curated record. The coding region runs from base 479 to 1960 and encodes 493 amino acids. NCBI's taxonomy places the organism in Eukaryota, Metazoa, Chordata, Actinopteri, Pleuronectiformes, Soleidae.